Molecule: messenger RNA, 456 nt
Organism: Ascochyta rabiei
Lineage: Eukaryota; Fungi; Ascomycota; Dothideomycetes; Pleosporales; Didymellaceae
Exons: 3
Coding region: 1-456 (151 amino acids)
Source: RefSeq, a predicted model, not a curated record
AUGAAGCUCACGCUCCUCGCACCCCUCGCCCUCGCAGGUCUUGUAUCCACUUCCCCGACCGCGCUCCUCGAGAAACGCGCCGUGACGUGCCUGAAAGUCGGUGCCACAGCGACCGCUACAUGGAAAAACAGCGCAGGCAAAACAUGUAGCUGGACUGGCACUGUCGGUAGCAACUUUGGUACCAAUAGCGUUACAGGCGGAGAUUAUUCAUGCAACGGCCGCUGUGGCGCAGGCUGCUCUGGUACAGCACUGGGCAACGCGUACACGCAGGACUGCUUUUCGCACGAUGUCUGCUCGUGGUUCAAUAACGCGUCUGGUGGCGCUAGCGACGCCAACUGUGGCGCGGCUUAUGAUGCUGCGGUCGAUGACACGCUUUUGGGCGUGGUGAAUGGUUGUGGACAGUCGAAUCCAACCAAUGCGGCGUCAAGACCGUCGACGAGUCCGACGUGCUCGUAG